Trichomonas vaginalis G3 is the source of this 548-nucleotide messenger RNA. RefSeq names its product integrase core domain containing protein family. The record is from RefSeq and is a predicted model, not a curated record. The transcript has a single exon. Gene Ontology annotation, biological process: DNA integration. Gene Ontology annotation, molecular function: nucleic acid binding. The annotation marks the transcript as partial. NCBI's taxonomy places the organism in Eukaryota, Parabasalia, Trichomonadida, Trichomonadidae.
AUGAGCUUGAAAGAAGUAUUCGAACAACAUCCAUGGAGGUCAUUUAAGAAGUUCAAUGAAGCAGCAAAAAGUUGGGGAUUUACUAACAGAGCUGAAGUUAAAAAGUUCUUUGACAAAAAUGUUGUACAUCAAACAAAAAUAAACCCUUACGACUACUUUUUACCAAUUUACUCCAACACUCCUGACGCAUACCAAUUUGACACUCUCAUUCAAAGCAGAAAAGGAGGACAUAAACCAUUCCUCAUCUUCAUUAAUGUUAACACUCGCAAAGCUUUUGCGUAUAUAAUGAGGAAUAAAGGAACUCGUGAAGUGUUAAGAGUUUUACAAAAGUUUGUAGCAGAACAUAGCCCAAGUACUUUAACAUCAGACCAAGACAGUGCAUACCUCAGCAAUGAAAUCACAGAUUUUCUCAUGAAGCAUAACAUAACUCACUACACUACUGAAGACCAUAACCAUAACAUACUCGGUAUCAUUAACCGCUUCAUAAGAACGCUCAGAGAUUUAAACCAAGAGCGAGACUUUACCGAAGAAACAAUGAAACAUUUUCU